Messenger RNA from Meriones unguiculatus (Mongolian gerbil), 1112 nucleotides. It is a transcript of the gene Ntmt2, whose product is annotated as N-terminal Xaa-Pro-Lys N-methyltransferase 2. Lineage: Eukaryota; Metazoa; Chordata; Mammalia; Rodentia; Muridae. The record is from RefSeq and is a predicted model, not a curated record. Gene Ontology annotation, biological process: N-terminal protein amino acid methylation. The transcript has 4 exons. Gene Ontology annotation, cellular component: cytoplasm. Bases 146 to 1096 code for a protein of 316 amino acids. Gene Ontology annotation, molecular function: N-terminal protein N-methyltransferase activity.
CACCUGCUGGCUUGGAGUGGUGUCGCGCAAGCAAUCAGACGGUAGGUGGCUGUGCCAAGAGCCUGACCUCCCCAUGUCUGCUACCCCUCCCCCCACAGCCCAUGACAGCCUGUCCUGAUAUAGAUGGACCUGGGACUGGUUUAAAAUGACAGUCUCAAGUUCUUUGAGGAAGAGAAGACUAAUUCAAAGCAACAGCCAGACGAGCUUCCUUUCUCCGCAGGAAUCAUUAUUAUACCCCUCCACCAUGGCCCACCUGGGAGCCCAUUUUGCCUUUAGAUCCCGCUGGCAGAAGACUGAUGAUGAACUCUGUCGACAUAGCAUGUCCUUUAUCCUUCACAAAGCCAUCCGCAAUGACUUCUUUCAGAGCUAUCUCUACCUGCUGGAAAAAAUUCCCCUGGUAAAAUUGUAUGCUUUAACAAGCCAAGUCAUUGAUGGUGAGAUGCAGUUUUAUGCCAGAGCCAAGCUUUUCUACCAAGAAGUACCUGCCACAGAAGAAGGCAUGAUGGGAAAUUUCAUUGAACUAUCUAACCCAGAUAUCCAGGCCUCUCGUGAAUUCCUUAGGAAAUUUGUUGGGGGGCCGGGGAGAGCGGGAACUGGCUGCGCCUUGGACUGCGGUUCUGGAAUAGGAAGGGUCAGCAAGCACGUCUUGUUACCUGUUUUCAGCAGUGUCGAGUUGGUGGACAUGAUGGAACCCUUCCUCCUGGAAGCCCAGAGCUACUUGCGGGUUAACGAAGACAAAGUUGAGAAUUACCACUGCUCCAGCCUGCAGGAGUUCACGCCCCGCUUCGGGAGCUAUGACGUCAUCUGGAUUCAGUGGGUCUCAGGGUACCUGACUGAUAAGGACCUUCUUGCCUUUCUUUCCCGGUGCCGAGAUGGCCUGAAAGAAAAUGGUGUGAUCAUACUGAAGGACAAUGUCGCACGGGAGGGCUGUAUCUUCGACCUGUCUGACAGCAGCGUGACUCGGGAUAUGGACAUCCUUCGAAGCCUGAUUAGGAAGAGUGGACUGGUGGUUCUGGGCCAGGAGAAGCAAGAGGGCUUCCCAGAGCAGUGUGUUCCGGUGUGGAUGUUUGCGCUGCACAGUGACAGACACUCCUGAUCAGCAGCGGGAAUGA